GGUGGUCGUCGUGGUGGUGGUUAAGGUUUGCUAAGUCUCGCGUGCGUCGGAGUACUGUUUCACGACCCUUCGCCACGUGCCUCCUUCUCAGACACGAACUCGGACUCGCAGCAACUUCCACGACCCUCCUGGAAGCCCUCAAACCAUAGACUCCACCUUACGGGCCUAAACAACCAAAGAACCACACCAUAUUUAAGCACCCAAACCAUAUAUAAGAACCCAGAAGAGGCAAAUUUGACGGUACAACAACGUGAGACAUCUGGCAACCCACGGAGGAAGCCUUACGUGAACGCAGGUCAAUAUAGUGGCGAAGGCAGCGGCGGUGGACAAGCUUCGCCAACCACGCUCCCUCACCCCGACACAGCCAUCAUGUUACCUCAGCUCCCAGUGCCCCAAAACAUCGCUCAGCAUGACGGAUGAUGCCCUGGGAAGCCUCUCAAGUAUCGUAGCUCCUGAGGCUGGUGUAGGUGCAGCAGGAGCGGGAGAACGACGAGGAGCAGGAUCGGCAGUGUUUGUGUGUGUCGGCCGGGGACAUGUUCGGGUCAGGGGGCCACCUAGCGUUCAGUCAUGUGUGGCAGCUUCAGGCCAGAUACUUCCCGCUGAGGGGAUGCAACAUGGGGACGCUGCAGGACCCCAGGAAGGAUGACACCGCAGGCUCGGAAAAGCAGGGCGGCUACUCGUGUUACCGCCUGCAAGCCGCCGCCGCCAACGCCACCCCGGGGAACGGCUCAGCCACUCCGCCGCACGCCCGCGACCUGUACGGCGUGGUGCGUGAAGCGUGUGCCCAGCAGAACGUGAAGUGGCCCGUGGAAUGUCAGGUGAUCGAGGAGAAGGUUCGUCAUCUGGUGGACUGGCCUGUGUACCCCGAGGAGUUCUACGAGCCCACGGGAACCGAACUGAGACCCCAGCCGGUAGGGGACGAGAUGGGCCGAGUCGUCUACCAAUACUACCCCACCAGCUCCGUCAACUACUUCUCUCGGUCCUGCGUGGGAGGGAACAAGUACCUGAACGACGAUGUUCGGCCGCCCCUGGACGACGAGAACGAUACGACCCUUCAGUUCGAGUCCCGCUUCGAGUGUGGCAAUUUGGGCAAGGCGGUGCAGGUGUCAGAGUGCUACUACGAGCUGCACCUUCGGGCGGACAUGUACACCUCCAGGCACACGCAGUGGUUCUAUUUCGCCGUCUCCAACACCAGGAAGGACAUAACUUACAGGUUCUCCAUCGUGAAUUUGACCAAGGGCGACAGUCUCUACAACCACGGGAUGCGGCCGCUGAUGUACUCUCGCAAGGAGGGUGAUCUGCACGGCGUGGGCUGGCGGCGCUGCGCUACCAACAUCGUGUACUUCAAGAACCACGACAGCAACGACGCCACAUGUUACGACAGCGACGACGACGGUGAGGACGACGCGCCUUCCUACACCCUGAGCUUCAACGUGACCUUCCCGCACGACCACGACACGGUGCACCUGGCCCAUUGCUACCCCUACUCCUACUCCGACCUCCAGGAACACCUUCUCUCCAUACAGAACGACCCCUUCAAGGCCAGCGUGUGUCGUCAGCGGGUCCUGUGUCGUUCCCUGGCCGGCAACCCUGUCUACCUCCUCACCAUCACGAGCCACGACAACGAUGACGACUCCAAGAGGAAGAGGGCGGUGGUGCUGUCGGCUCGCGUCCACCCCGGCGAGACCCCGUCCUCGUGGAUCAUGAAGGGCGUCCUGGACUUCCUCACCGCCGACCACCCCAAGGCGCACGAGCUCCGGAGUCAGUUCAUCUUCAAAAUCAUCCCGAUGCUCAACCCGGACGGCGUGAUCGUGGGGAACCAUCGCUGCUCGCUGGUGGGGCGCGACCUGAACCGCCAGUACAAGAUGGUGGUGAAGGAGAUGUUCCCUGCGAUCUGGCACACGAAGGCGAUGGUCAGGAGACUGAUGGACGAGUACGGCGUGGUGAUGUACGGCGACUUCCACGCACACUCCCGCAAGCACAACAUCUUCAUCUACGGCUGCGAGAACCGCCGGAACCAGGACAACCACCUCAGGGAGCAGAUCUUCCCGCUGCUGCUGCACUACAACGGCGGGGACAAGUUCAGUUUCCGCAGCUGCAAGUUCAAAGUCCAUCGCUGCAAGGAGGGCACGGCGCGGGUGGUGGUGUGGAUGAUGGGCGUCCUCCACUCCUACACGAUGGAGGCUUCCUUCGGCGGGGCCUCCGAGGGUCCGCGCGCCGGCACUCAUUACAACAUCCACGACUUCCAAUCCAUGGGCCGGCAGUUCUGCGAGACCCUCUUUGAGUACUUCGACCCGCAGCCCAUCAAGGAGAAGCUCAGGAACAAGCUGUGGUCACGCCUCAUCAAGAAGGGAUCCAGCGCUGACGAACCAGCCUCCAUCGACUUCAGCGAGACCAAUUCAAGCAGCGAGGAGUCGGACCGCCAGGUGACGCCGGUGAGGCUGCGGAAGAAGAAGCUUGUGAGGAACCCGCGGCGGAAGGGCGUGGGGAGCCGCACCAGCGUGGCCCAGGUGGUGGAGCGGGUCACCACGCAGAUGAGGAUGGAAAAAUGUGAGCGGCGCAGCAAGAGUUCCCAGCACAGUCGUUCCGGGUCUUCAGGGUCUCCGGUGGGCAGCUGCCGCGAGCCUCCGGAAAGGGAUAGGGGCGGCAGGCAUCGUAGGGACUCUGCCGUGGACUCAGGCCCCGAGGACUCAACCCUCUCCAAGUCACUGCCAGACACCAAGCCAUGCCUCAAGAAGCUGCUGGAGAAACCGACCUCCAGCAGCGUCUUGGAUCUCCACUCGGGCCGCACCAGCUUGAGGCCGACGCAGUACAGGCUGGAGGAGGCCCUGCCGCUGCCCUGCUCCGCGCCGCCCCUCCGCAGGUUCAGCCACAGUCUCAUCCGUCCGCCACUCCUACAGUCCUCCUCCUCCAGCCGCGAGGGUCUGUCUUCUCCCGCCCCGCCGGAGAGACACGUGACAGGUUCCGAGACGUUGGCCCUCAGGUUCAACAGCAACAGACACAAAGAAAACAGCCACAGCGACGGGUGCGAGGCAGACGGUCGGGAGCCUCAGGAGCUGGGCGGUUACCUGGACGGGACGACGAAGAGCUACAUGGAGCGGAUGGAGGAGCUCGUGGCCACCAGACUUGCCAUCAGCGACACAGAAGCCACAAGGCGGAGGGAGGAGUGGAGACGCGGGGAGUACAGAUGGACGGACGUCGUUGCAGAGGGGAGCGUCGGCGUAUGGUGGGAUGGCGAGCCGAACAGCCGACUACACCCCAACACCAGCUCGCGUCAGCCCGAGGCGCUGGAACCGGUGGUGGCCAAGACGAGACUUCACGACCCUCGGCGCCCCGCUCGGCCCACGCGUCCCCCGCCCAUCGCUUUCACCGGGCGGCCCACUCACCGCGGGGCCUCGCAGCUGCACCGGGCGACGCUCACCCGGCGGGGAAAGCUAAAUGACCACGCCUUCAGCAGGAGGAGAGAGAAGGAGUACGGCCACUUCCUGCUGCCGCCAGACUCACGAGUUCGCCACUCCAACGCCUCUCUUCAGUACCUCGACUCGCCCCCUUCAGAUAGCGGCCUCGAUAAUGACCAUGUCUUGUGGCUGAGGAAGUCCACCGUGGAGAGCGUGGACGAUGUGGGGGAGUCGGUGCUGAACGGUAACCUCGCCUACCAUCGCUACUCCUCCCAGCCCUCGCACCUGGGCAUGGGGCCGUGUGAUGACCUCCAGGUGUCCGGCGAGGAGGUGGUGCUGCGGCUCUCCGUCCCGACCUCCAUCAGAGUGACGUCGCCGAGCCGGAAGGGGGAGCGGAUACGAAGAGGCGGCGGCCGGAAGAGCAGCGCCAGGAACCUGAUCGCCAGGGAGGUGGAGAUCAAGGCCGAGGACGAGGAGCUGUGCGCGGACAUUGCCACCUGCGACACGCUCUUCCUCGACACGUCCGCCCAAGAAACCCCGGAGCUGCUGGCCGCCAGGAACCUGAAGGGGAAGGUGAAGAAGAAGAAGAAUGCCAAGGCUGCAGCUGACGGCAGGAAGAACAACGAAGGAGAGGAACCAGCCAAUAUCGAAGGUGUGGAUGGAAGCGCCUCCUCCUCCCCUGGAAAAGUGGUUGGCCAGUCGGAGGAAGUCUCAGGGAACACUCAGCCGGACCUCAAGGUGAAGAAGAAGAUCAAGAUCGUCAUUGGCAAGAAGACCAGGCCCAAAAUAAGCAAGAAGAUCAUCGUGGAGAAGGAUGCGAGCCCUUAACGAAAGCCCCGUCAGACUAGGCCGAGAGAGAAUCACUAUUUCAUUACU
Eriocheir sinensis (Chinese mitten crab) is the source of this 4274-nucleotide messenger RNA. RefSeq names its product cytosolic carboxypeptidase 2-like. Gene Ontology annotation, biological process: proteolysis. Bases 534 to 4226 code for a protein of 1230 amino acids. Lineage: Eukaryota; Metazoa; Arthropoda; Malacostraca; Decapoda; Varunidae. Gene Ontology annotation, molecular function: zinc ion binding; metallocarboxypeptidase activity. The transcript has 18 exons. The record is from RefSeq and is a predicted model, not a curated record.